AGGAGACGGAGAGGGAGUACACGGAUAGAUGUCCAGCGCCAGUGUGUUGGCGAGAUUAAACAUGAAAACAGGAGUUGACGAGGCACGCGACUCCUGUGCUCCACUCCGCGUGUUUUCCUGCGUCCUCGAAUGAGGUGGGCCGGGGUCGGGGUCGGGGUCCUUCGAUAGCGGGGCUGCCGGCGGCCGGAUGGAGCCCUGCUGCAUGGCCAUGGGUGAAGUGUCGAAGAAAGCAUCCUCUCGGAAUGUGGCGGUGGAGAGGAAGAACCUCAUCACCGUCUGCAGGUUUUCCGUGAAGACCCUCCUUGAGAAAUACACGGCCGAGCCCAUCGAUGACUCAUCGGAGGAGUUCAUCAACUUUGCAGCCAUCCUGGAGCACAUUCUCAGCCACCGUUUCAAAGGCUCGGGUAGCUGGUUCGAUGGCCAGAGGAGUUUCUGGGACUUCGUUCGACUGGCUUGUGUCAAACUGCCCAACAGCUGCAUUAGCAGCAUCGAGAGUAUGGAGAACAUCAGCCCCUCACGAGCAAAAGGCCGAGCCUGGAUAAGAGUGGCCUUGAUGGAGAAGAGGCUGUCAGAAUAUAUAGCUACUGCCCUUAGGGACACAAGGACAACAAGGCGCUUCUAUGCAGAGGGAGCUAUCAUGCUAAGAGAAGAAGCCAGCGUGCUAACUGGGAUGCUCAUAGGCCUCGGAGCCAUAGACUUUAGUUUCUGUCUAAAAGGGGAAGCCUUGGAUGGCAAAUCCUCCGCAGUUGUUGACUACACACCAUAUUUGAAAUUCACACAAAGCUACGACUACAUGAGUGAUGACGACGACCGCCAGAGUGUCGACAGCAGCACGAGCGAUGACAGCAUCCCCGAGCAUCCUUACGUGCCACUGGUAACAGACGAGGAGAGCUGGAGCACAAAGUGUCGCAAGAUGGAGCAGAGGUUCAAGAUUGUUCAUGCUCAGAAGGGUUACUUGGAGGAGCUGGUGCGGCUGCGUGAGUCCCAGCUGAAGAACACCGAGGUGGAGAACAAGAGGCUGAUGGCCCGGCUGGAUGAGCUGCACGGCCAGAGUCAACAGGAGAAGAAAGAGCUGGAGACCGUCGUCCUCGAGCUUCAGGAGCAACUAACAUGUUUGAUUCCAUGUGACGGCAGCCACUUGGCCAAGGACCUGACCAUCCCGUUACUGAACCAAUGGCCUCUGUGCGAGCCGUACGACAGUCAGGACCGCGUCAAGCUCUUCCGCAGGAGGAGUUUCCCCAGCACAGAGCUGCUGUCAGUGGAGAUUAGUCUGGAUUCAGACCCUCUAAUGCCGGAGCGGAAGCAGAACGGAGGUGCUUGGUACACAGAAAGGGACUACACCCCUUCCCUGAUGGGACUUUGUGGCUCCUUGGGCUCCUUUCCAAGCUGCAAGUCUCUAUCAAGCCUCAAGUCCAGUGAGUGCCUGGUCAACAUCAGCACAGAGAAUAGUCCUGCCCUCUCUCCCAGCUAGGGGCCACCAAAGCCAACACUACCGUCCAGUUUCCAGACACCAAAAGACAGUUCAGUGUGAAACAAAAGGUCAUAAUAACACAUCUUGAACUUUCAUCACUUUCUUUUGAGCCUGUCCCUCUCUUAACUUACGCUAUUUUAUGUGUUUGUGAAAGAGUAGCAGGACUUUCCGAGGAAAAAAAGAAAUAAAAAAUCAGCUGCUCUACUGCCAGACGGCCUUCUUCACACUGACUGAAUUUCGUCAGCUUGGCGCUGCUGUCGUUUAGAUGUCAGUUUUAUCAUUCAGUUUCAUCAUUUUUUUCCUGACAGUUGCGUUAUCGUGGCAGACGAGCUGGUAACAGCAAGAGAAACAGCUAGCUUUGCUAGCUUAUCUUAAAGACCCUGUAAAGUGAAUUCAGAGAUUUGUUUCUGCACACAUGACACAUAUUUGAAGAUAAUUGCUAAUUGGUAUCUGGCGCAAUUGUGAUGUGCAGUUAGCUAGCGAGCUAUACCUACAACCCAAAAAUGCAUCUUCCCUCCGGAUAGUCUGCUGACGUGGCCGUUUUAGAGUGCCUUGUUGUUGGCCAUGAGUGCACUCACGUCACACAGAGAAUGUCGGAAGAGCGAAGAAAGGAUGUCAGAUUUUUGACUUAACAGCCAGCAUGUGUGGGCUGGUGUGGCCGCUUAGAGUGCCUAAAUUGUAGUGGGAGUAUACACGUGUCACAGAAAGAAGGUGAAAGAGCGAGAGUGGGAAAAAAAUAGUCAGACAUGACAGAUGUAUGGACAGGGGGUUCGCGCUGGUGUGGCCGCUUUAGAGUGAGUGCCUUGUUGUCGCGGCAUGGAAAAGCCCUGCAAUGACCUGGUGGCAGUGGGAUAUAUUCCACGCACGAUUUCAUGAUUUUGAAGCCUCAUUUUAUAUAUUUAACUUUUUUUUUUGUUAGUUUUUUAUCAUUCGAAUUUUGCAGUUUUGUAAAAUACACUCUUUGUUUUUUCUAAUUUAGAAGACAUUUAUUUUCACUUUACAGGGACUUUAGUGUCAAACUGCAAUGAUGUCAAACAAAAAGAUUCUGAUACUUUCUUGCCAGUUUCGAUGUCGCCAAAUCAAAGGUUAGAGGUUCGGAUAGGACAGAUUAGCUUCAGGCGUAACGAGGUUCGCGGAGGCAUUACAGUGCGAACGGACAAAUGCAAAGUACAUCAUGACUAUGCAGAAUGAAUGUUUCCAUUGUCGUUUUCAACAAACCAAGCGUGAGCAGGGGAGAAACAAGCGACUGUCCAAACCGUUUAUACAUGGCCCUCAUUGUUUGACCUGGGAAUUGCUCUCAGUAGAUGAUUAAUUUGUUUCUCAGCAUCAGGUAGAAUUCUGUAAUCUUUGCAAUGAGAGCUCUGUGGCACGUUGUUAUUUCAAUGCAAUAA
Molecule: messenger RNA, 2862 nt
Organism: Phycodurus eques (leafy seadragon)
Lineage: Eukaryota; Metazoa; Chordata; Actinopteri; Syngnathiformes; Syngnathidae
Gene: rundc3ab
Product: RUN domain containing 3Ab
Exons: 11
Coding region: 188-1471 (427 amino acids)
Cellular component (GO): cytosol
Source: RefSeq, a predicted model, not a curated record